AUGGACGCCCAGCAGUCGACGGGUGCAGGGCCGAGCGCAUCGACGGGCCCGCCGUCGAAAGUGACUCACUGGCACCAGCUCAAAGUCACCGUCGUCAAAGCCAGUCUUCAGCACUCUUCUAUCCUCAAGCCCAACUGUUACGUGGAAAUCACGGUCGACGGAGAAAGUGCCAAGAAGACGGAGAUCGUGAGGAACACCUGCGAGCCUCAUUUUGACGAAAAGUUCACCUUACAGGGGCUUGGAAGAAAUUCAACGUUAAGAGAAAACCCUACGGAACUGCCAGAGCCGAGCGCAUCUGUUUCGAUCACCGUGGAUGAGCACGGCGGGGAAACAGCGACAACAACAACGUCGUCGUCAAGUGUGCAACCAGUUGGGGUUUCCCGGGACGGAAACAUAGUGAGCAACAGUAAUGGUUUAGAAAGCCAGAACGGUGUAGCGGGUGUCGCGGUACCCGCGGACGAACAACACCGCGGGGUUGCCGGGAAUUCGAGUCGGACGCCCAGUUCGUCGACGGCCAGCCAACCAGUGCCGCCUCGUCGACAAGGGCCAGCUGGUUCCAGAGUGCCGCCUGCGGGACAACCUCAGCGUGAUAAUGAGCCUCUUCCUCCAGGGUGGGAGAUGCGUUAUGAUCGAUUGGGUCGACGGUAUUACGUGGACCACAACACCAAGAGCACGACGUGGGAGCGACCGGCGCCCUUGCCCCGAGGCUGGGACAUGCGACGGGAUCCCAGAGGUAGGAUCUACUAUGUUGACCACAAUACCAGGACGACUACCUGGCAACGUCCCAACCCGGAAUCUCUGUCCCGCUACCACCAGUGGCAGGGCGAGCGAUCCAUGGUGGUGGAACAAGGCGCUCAACGGUUCUUGUAUCCGCACCAAAAUGUGUCUGGAAACGAUGAAGAAGACGACGGACGUGGGGCACUUCCCGUUGGCUGGGAGCGUCGGACAGACAACGGACGAGUCUAUUUCGUGAAUCACAAGAAUCGAACAACUCAAUGGGAAGAUCCUAGGACUCAAGGAAUGAUGAACCAGGAAGAUCCGUUGCCACCUGGUUGGGAAAUGCGAAUAACCAGCGAAAGUGUUCGUUACUUCGUCGAUCACAACACUAGGACUACGACGUUUCAAGACCCCCGACCUGGUUAUCCCAAAGGUGGAGUCGCGGGUUAUGGAGUCCCAAUGGGUUAUGAUCGUUCGUUCCGGUGGAAACUGGGUCAGUUUCGGUACCUGUGCCAGUCGAACAUUGUCCUGGGUCACAUCAAAAUUCAUGUGAAUCGUCAGACAUUGUUUGAAGACUCGUUCCAUCAAGUGAUGCGGUCGCAGGCGUUCGAGCUUCGUCGUCGGUUGUACGUCAUUUUCCGCGAGGAAGAAGGGCUGGAUUACGGCGGAUUGGCCAGGGAGUGGUUCCUUUUGUUGUCGCACGAGGUCCUGAAUCCGAUGUAUUGUUUAUUCGAAUACGCGAAUAAGAACAAUUAUUCCCUACAAAUUAAUCCGGCAUCGAGCGUGAAUCCGGAUCAUUUGCUGUACUUCAGAUUCAUCGGCCGAUUCAUCGCCAUGGCUUUGUACCACGGCUGCUUCAUUUACUCUGGCUUCACGUUGCCGUUCUACAAGCGGAUGUUGAAUAAGAGGCUCACAAUGAGGGACUUGGAGUCCAUCGAUCCCGAGUUCUACAAUUCGCUCAUGUGGAUCAAGGAUAACGAUAUUGACGAAUGUGGACUCGAGUUGUUCUUUUCCACCGACUACGAGCAGUUGGGAGAGUUGAAACAGCACGACUUGAAACCCGGAGGAGCGGAUGUUAAAGUGACUGAGACGAACAAGGAAGAAUAUGUUCGGUUGAUGAUGGAAUGGAGAAUGACGAGAGGACAAGAAGACCAGACGAAGGCUUUCUUGGACGGCUUUAGCGAAGUGGUGCCGUUGGAAUGGUUGCAGUAUUUCGACGAGCGAGAACUCGAGUUGAUGUUGUGCGGAAUGCAAGAGAUCGACAUUGACGACUGGCAACGAAAUACUCUCUAUCGACACUACAACAAGAACUCGAAGCAAGUCGUUUGGUUCUGGCAGUUUGUGAGAGAGCUGGAUAACGAGAAACGAGCUCGUCUGCUGCAGUUUGUUACUGGAACCUGUCGAGUGCCAAUCGGCGGCUUUGCCGAGUUGAUGGGGAGCAAUACAAAUGGCGCACAGCGGUUUUGCAUCGAGAAGGUGGGGAAAGAAACGUGGUUGCCUCGUUCACACACGUGCUUCAACCGACUAGACUUGCCUCCGUACAAGAGCUACGAGCAGCUCUGCGAAAAGCUGACUUUCGCAAUUGAAGAGACCGAAGGAUUCGGUCAAGAGUGUCGCCUGAAUUUCAUUAUUAAUCCACGUUGGGUUGAGAUGCUUCUGUUGGAGAAGCGACACCUGCGUGACGCAGCUAAACGUGACGAAUGGUGGAUGCCGUCGAGUGUCGAUGGUUGGUUGUGUGAGUGUCGACGGCGGCAGAUUCAAAAGUUCCACAAGCAUCACGGCGAUAACUUGGUGUUGAACAGCGAGGAAACCGUCGCCUUUCGCAAGAGUGGCUACUCUGGAGGACUGGCCUUCAGUGCGAAGCCCCUGGCAGCCGGAGAAGUCUUUCUCAUCGAGGUGCAAGGCAGCGAAGCUGGUUGGAGUGGGAACCUGCGACUGGGCGUCACUCAGAGCGACCCCCAUUUGCGUGCUCCGUUGCCGGAUGCGUCGCUGGCCAUGACAAAUGGCAAUUCCUGGGUGUUUCCGGUUGACGGAUGCCACGUGGAACGGGGUCGAACGGACGGUGGGAAGCUGAGGGAGAUUCUGGCACGGAAUCGGACGAGUAUCGACGUGGACUUGCUGUUUCCGAGGUCUGGGGACAGGGAGUUGUUGCCGGCGGAAGUGGGCAGUCGGUUGGGCAUGAUUCUUGUCACGGAGGCGCCGGCUGGUGAAGAGGCCAGUGUUGAACUGCAUUUUGUGGUGAAUGGAAUCCCACAUGGGCCCAUGGCAACCAGCAUCCCCUACAAGAGUGGGCCCCUGUACGCUGUGGUAGAUGUUUAUGGGGCCACAAGGAGAGUGUGUAUCGUUCAAAGGGACACUGGCGUUCUUCUCAGAAUGACGGAGGACUGGAAAUUAGAGAAAGAAAAAUUUGUGGCUAACCUCAAUGGAACGUCGUUCGUGACGACGCAGAGUUUCCUGUUGUUGUCGCCUGCGAUUCACUUGAUGCGAGUCAUUGCGGUACUUCCGGUUCUCGGUGCGCUUUUCCCUCAUUCGAAUAGUUGAUUCCAGAGGGAAUCGAGCGUUGAAGAUUUUCCCCAACUUUUGGAAAGAACCCGACGAGUUCUCAAGAGCUGUUCUCGUUUUUUGCUUUUGGGACUCCUGCGAGUCUUGGCUGUGAAAUCUACGAAUUAUCAAGAGCAUCAAACCGAGUACGGGGUUCAUGGCAACUUUUUCUUCGUCCUCGCAGGGCUGAGGAGGGAAUCGAGCGUUGAAGAUUUUCCGCAACUUUUGGAAAGAACCCGACGAGUUCUCAAGAGCUGUUCUCGUUUUUUGCUUUUGGGACUCCUGCGAGUCUUGGCUGUGAAAUCUACGAAUUAUCAAGAGCAUCAAACCGAGUACGGGGUUCAUGGCAACUUUUUCUUCGUCCUCGCAGGGCUGAGGCUAUUUUCCGGAGUUUUUGAUCCCAUGCUGAAUCGGUGGCAAGCUUCCCCUGAACUUUUGUCGUGGGUUCUGAUUGCGGUCCAGGAAUUAGGUCUCAAACUCGGACUUGAAAACUGGGUACUCGAAGCUCCGUUGAAUCGGGCAGAACUCGGUUUUGUGAGUCAGAACCGAGAGAUUUUCGUGUCAUUCUUGGGCUACGCGGCUUUGUAUUAUGCUGGAGUGAACUUCGGGAAAUGGGUUCGAAAUCGUCAGCGACGGUACAGGAAUUCCUUGACUUUUGGCGAGAAGUUUGUGGCGCUUCAUUUGGCUUCGAAUGUUAUUUUCGGCUAUUUCAUGCCGUCCAGGCGACUCAUGAAUUCGGCGUACUUCUUUUGGAUGGUGUUGGCGAAUACCAUCCACUACCGGAUCUGCUUGUUGAUCGAAGAAAUAUUUUAUAAUCGCGUCUGCAAAAUCAUUUCGGUGCAAAUCGUGUCGCAGAAAACAGCUAUACAAACCGCUUGCAGCAUAAUUUCGGGAUCCUCAAGCCCCUUUCUUCGGAAAUUUUCCAGGAAUGGAAUGUUCGUUUUCCUAGUUGCAAACCUUUUUACCGGAUUGGUGAAUUUGAGCUUUAAUACCCUGAGUGUUGGUGGUGUGAUGACUGCUGUGAUACUUUUCUGCCAUGCGGCUUUACUCGGGAUAUCAUCCGAGGUUUUCGAAUACUGGAUGCCUGGAAAAGGACAUCAUAUUCCGUCACUAGCGACAUUCGACGAGAAAGGCGGGAAUGGAGACGGCCUGAAAAAGCGACCAGAAGAACCAAACAGUUUUCCCAGAGAAGACGAUUCUGAGCUGACGAAGAUGAACGUCGAGCAGUUUCAGUCCUAUUUUCAUGACAGUGAUUCUGAUGCAUAGUGAUGAGGCAAAUGUCUUCAAAUGACCUUGACGACGUUUCACGAAGAAUUCAAGAUCAUCGCUGAUCCACUAGACGUCGCGAAAACCACGACAGCCACAUAAAAUGUGGGCUGUGUAUCCUUGACUUGACCGGAGCUUCGCGCUGGCCUUGCUAGAUGUCGCUGCAUGUAAAUAGCUGCAUUCAAAAGUUGAUUUUAUGAAGAGGAAACUUUUUUUAAGGGACUUGAGUAUGAAGCGAAUAUUCGUGAGAUUCAAUUGAUUUUCUUGACGGGAUUCAGAAGAAGCGUGUUCACUUCGGCGGUUCCAUUGAUGAAUUCACGACUGAAGUUCCCAAA
Notodromas monacha is the source of this 4859-nucleotide messenger RNA. Lineage: Eukaryota; Metazoa; Arthropoda; Ostracoda; Podocopida; Cyprididae. The record is from the annotation of a GenBank genome assembly.